CUCCACCCGCUCCACCGCCGAUGGCCGAGCCUGAGCCUCUGCCGCAGGUGUCGUCUGAACCUACCACUCCGCCGCAGGAAGGCAGCGGAAGGACUAAGACAAAGAACAAGAAGAAUCGUUCCAAGAAGCAACCGAAGCGAGCCGGCGCUGACACCGACGGGUUAUCCUCAGGCGCCAGCACCAUGGUUGAGGACCCUUUCUUCGUCCUCGCCGGCGGAAAGGAAGGAGGGUUUCUGGAUUUGGAGGAGAUCGAUGAGGCAGACUUCGGCAUCUUCGGAGGCGUCUUGGAUGACGUAGGACAGAGCGUCGAGGAAGCUGGGAAGGAUCAUGGGAAGAAGAAGAAGAAAACAAAGAAGCGGAAGCGUGGGGGUGAUGGCGAGGGCUUCAGUGGCGACGCUGCGUUGGUAGUUGAGAAUGACCAGGUGGAUGUCGAGAAAGUGGAGAAAAAGGUCGAGGAUGGGGAGAAAGGGGAUAAGAAGGGGAAGAGAAAGAUGAACAUGAAGAAGAGGAAGGUGAAGGAUAAUGAGAUGAACAGGGAGAGUGAUGAGGAUGUUGCUAGUGACAAAGCAGAAGACAUGCAAGAUGACACUGAGAAUAUGGAACAAAAUGAGGACGAUGAGCUGAUUUUGGGCGAAGAUGAUGUCUCUGCAUGGAGGGAGCUUAGGCUGCACCCUCUGCUUCUCAAGGCGAUGCGCAGACUUGGAUUCAAAGAGCCAACACCUAUACAAAAGUCUUGCUUUCCUGCUGCAGCUCAUCGAGGCAAGGAUGUUAUCGGUGCUGCAGAGACAGGUUCCGGAAAGACACUUGCUUUUGGCCUCCCAGUUUUGCAACGUCUCCUUGAAGAGCGAGAAAAGGCCACAAGAUUGCAGCAGGAAGAUGAAAAAAUGGAGGAACGUUCUUGUGGAAGCCCUCUUCGUGCUCUUAUUCUGACACCCACUAGGGAGCUCGCCAAACAGGUAUGCGAUCAUCUAAAAGAUGUGGCCAAGUUCUUAGGAAUCCAUGUUGUUCCAAUUGUUGGUGGUCUAUCAAUGGAAAAACAAGAGAGACUUUUGAAAAAAAAGCCUGAAAUUGUUGUUGGAACUCCUGGAAGAUUGUGGGAACACAUGUCGAUGAACAAUCAACACCUAGUUGAGCUGCACUCAUUGUCAUUCUUCAUCUUGGAUGAGGCUGAUAGAAUGAUCGAACGAGGCCAUUUCCGUGAAUUACAAUCUAUCAUUGAGAUGCUUCCACUGACCAAUGGUUCUGAUGAACAAGCUGCAAGAACAAUGCCAAACUGUGAGACUGUACCAAUUUUGCAAAUAAAGAAGCGGCAAACCUUUGUGUUCUCAGCCACACUUGCACUCUCAUCUAAUUUUCGGAAGAAGUUGAAGCGUGGCCUAUCUACUUCGAAGGCAUCGACGCCUGAUGAUGUCAGCUCUAUUGAAGCAUUGUCAAAACAAGCUGGAAUGAAAUCUAAUGCUGAAAUAGUUGAUUUGACAAAGGCUUCAAUCUUGCCUGAGAAGCUUGAAGAAUCUUUUAUUGAGUGCAGUGAAGAGGAUAAGGAUGCCUAUCUGUAUUAUAUAUUGAGUGUUCAUGGUCAAGGUCGCACAAUAAUAUUUUGUACAUCAAUCGCCGCAUUACGUCACAUUUCUUCCAUACUGCGCAUUCUUGGAAUUAAUGUAUUGACAAACCAUGCUCAAAUGCAACAAAGAGCUCGCAUGAAGGCUGUGGAUCGCUUCCGUGAAAGUGAAAAUUCCAUUUUGGUCGCAACUGAUGGUUUUGCAAGGGGUAUGGAUUUUGAUGAUGUGCGAACAGUUAUCCAUUAUCAGUUGCCACAUUCAACUGAUGUCUAUAUCCACAGAAGUGGAAGGACAGCACGCAAGUCAUUGGCUGGCUGCAGCAUUGCGUUAAUCUCUCCUACUGACAAGUCCAGGUUUUAUUCUCUUUGCAAAUCUUUGUCAAAGGAGAAUCUCCAGCAGUUUCCUGUAGAUCAUACUUACAUGUCUGGAGUGAUGAACAGACUCUCACUUGCUCGGCAGAUUGACAAGAUUGCCCGUAAAACUUCACAGGAAAAUGCUAACAAAUCCUGGCUUCAAAGGAAUGCUGAAUCUAUGGGAUUGAUUUUGGAUACUAGUGACAGUGAAGAAGACCAUGUGCAGGGACACAAGAAACGAAAGGCUACUUCUGCACAUCUCCAAAAGCUUCAACAGGAGUUGAGUGAUCUCUUGCAAUGCCCAUUGCAGCCUAAGACUUUCUCUCGCCGCUAUUUGGCUGGGGCUGGUGUCUCACCCUUACUUCAGAAGCAACUAGAAGAGUUGGCCAAGAGAAAUGCAAGCAACAAUAGCAGCAAGAGUAAGAAUAAAGGAUCUGGGUUUGUUGUUAUUGGUCAGGAUCGUGUCGAGCCCUUGCAAGCACUUCAAAAUUCUGGGCAAGAGGUCUGUGUGAACAUAGACAAAGAAAGGGAAAAGCGAAGAGUCGCUGAGAACUGGAGGCGGAAGAAGCAUGAAGAAAAGAAACGUACACAAGAGCAGAAGCGAAAGGAUAAGAGAAAAGCUAAAGAGAUGGCUUGAUGACACAUGAGAUAGCUAGGGGCCUUCAAGGGGUUUACGGAAGCUCUUUAAGCUCGCGUCAAUCCUUUCAGAAAGGAAAGGAAUGCAUUCAUCAAUGUUUUGCUGUAAUACAAUGCGUGCGCUAAGUUAGCGCUUGCCUUUAACAGAUUGGAGGUGGUAGUUUGAUUUUGUUUUGCGGCUGAAGAAAAUAAACUUAGAAUGCACGAGCACUGGCUCUGGAUGAGAAAAGAAAUUAAGCAGAUAGCUCACGUAUAACCUCAUUGGAUCUGUAAUAUGUACGCCUAUCAGAUUUAAGGUACAAAUUAAUUUU
This is a messenger RNA of Zea mays, 2859 nucleotides long. RefSeq lists its product as uncharacterized. Gene Ontology annotation, molecular function: RNA helicase activity; nucleic acid binding; ATP binding. The record is from RefSeq and is marked provisional. NCBI's taxonomy places the organism in Eukaryota, Viridiplantae, Streptophyta, Magnoliopsida, Poales, Poaceae.